AUGCGCGUACGAGCGCACUUGCGUAGCCCCCUCAUCUCCCUCCAUUGCCAGCCUAGCUACCAGAGGGGCAAAAAGUCCGCCGCCCACUUUUUGCUUCCUCUCCAGCAGUCAUGUUACUGCGCAUUCCAGGAGGCACAAGCGGCUGUCCUCUUUGAUGUCUCUAACAGUUGCGAGCGUGAUUACCUCCCAGGCAAGGGCAGUGGCCGUUCAGCCGUGAACUUUAUCUUUUUCUUCCCUCUCUUCACUAAUAUUGUACCUCACGUUCUCACCACCACUAAUUUUGCUGUCAAAACGUCCUCUGGUGCCAGAGUAACCCCACUUUCGCUCAAGAUUCCCAGAACAGCAGUUUUGCACUGCGCUGAAGGCUAG
Molecule: messenger RNA, 369 nt
Organism: Mesocestoides corti
Lineage: Eukaryota; Metazoa; Platyhelminthes; Cestoda; Cyclophyllidea; Mesocestoididae
Source: the annotation of a GenBank genome assembly